AUGAAAAAAAUUUUAAUUAUUUUUGUUCCUCUCUUUUGCGCAUUUGCCUAUAGUAAAGGAGUAAGAAAUGUCUCAACAAAAAGUUCAAUUGCACGUCCUCAUGAUCAAUCUAAUGUAAAAAAUUUUUCAGCUGUGGAAAUUUUUUCACCAAAAAAAACAAAAAAGGAAUGUAUAAAAUGCCUACCAGAAAACUUUUGUGAAUGUGAAUGUAGCUGUAAAAACAAAACAGGUUUUUCAAUGAAAUAUAGAAAUGCUAGCUUAGGAAACAUUAAGAGAAAAAGUAGAAAUAUGCCAAAAAAAUCUGCUCGUUCAAGAACAUGUAAGGAUUUGCCUAUUAAAAAUGAUAACUCAGGAACAGGACCAGAAACAGAACCAGAAACAGAACCAGAAACAGAACCAGAAACAGAACCAGAAACAGGACCAGAAACAGAACCAGAAACAGGACCAGAAACAGAACCAGAAACAGAACCAGAAACAGAACCAGAAACAAAUCCUGAAACAGAUCCAAAUUCAGGGGAUGGUGCAACAGAAUGCUUUUCUUCAUGUCAUAGUAGCACGGGUGUUCAAACUGAGGAAUGCAGCUGUUCUUGUUUUUGUUAA
Molecule: messenger RNA, 600 nt
Organism: Plasmodium relictum
Lineage: Eukaryota; Apicomplexa; Aconoidasida; Haemosporida; Plasmodiidae
Gene: SOAP
Product: secreted ookinete adhesive protein, putative
Exons: 1
Coding region: 1-600 (199 amino acids)
Source: RefSeq, a predicted model, not a curated record